This is a messenger RNA of Toxorhynchites rutilus septentrionalis, 1378 nucleotides long. RefSeq names its product methyltransferase-like protein 25B. NCBI's taxonomy places the organism in Eukaryota, Metazoa, Arthropoda, Insecta, Diptera, Culicidae. The coding region runs from base 32 to 1348 and encodes 438 amino acids. The transcript is spliced from 3 exons. The record is from RefSeq and is a predicted model, not a curated record.
UCUAAAUACAGGAUCUAUUUGUAAAUAAAAGAUGAUUCUCUUGGAAGAAUUAGAAUUUACGGAAUACUUUACGCGUUGUUCCAUUUUUCUAGAUGAGUAUAAAUGGAUUUUUCAGCACGCGAAUACGAAAUUUGUCGAAGCGGGAACAUUAGAUAGAAUUCCUGCCGAUUGGAUACGUGACAUGAGCAGUGCUUCCGUCAAGGAAUUUAACGAGAUUCCUUUUGGGUAUAUCAACGAAGGAUGGUGCGACGAUUUCAAAAAGUUUUUACUCUCCGUGCGUGAUUUAUCUGUGCUUUUCAAAUAUGUGAAUUUUCUAGACCUAAACUAUGCCAGAUUGAAGGGUAUCGGUCCGAAAAAAUUGUACGAAAUUGAGAAUUUAACAGCCAUAAUAGCAAACACAUGCAAAGGAGAUGAAAUUAUUUGGGAUUUCGGUUCAGGUCUAGGUUACCUAAGUCAAAAUGUACAUCUCAAGCUCAGACUCCCCGUUAUGGGUAUCGAAGGGGAUCCUUACCGGGUGGAAGCGAGUCUGCAACGACAGACGAAAUACUUUCCUGAUUCGAUCAACAGUGUGAAAUUUGUUCAGCAUUUCAUACAGCCAGACUCAUUCAGUUUUCUCGAAGCCACAUCAACUUCUCUGCUUCCAAAAGAUCGCAUCCCCAAAUAUGCCUUGGUUGGUCUACAUGCAUGUGCCGACCUUUCGGUCACUGCCAUACGGAUGUUUCUUCGUAAUGAACCAAUAACGAAGCUUAUAAUGAUGCCUUGUUGCUACCAUAAACUGAAGCCUGAAAAUCACGACUGUACGAGCUUUUACAAUAUUCCAGUGAGUAUCCAACUUCGAAAAUCUUUGCCACCACACGUUUUGAGUAGACCUUUUCUUCGAUUGGGAUGCCAACAAACAUCGGCCAGAUGGAAGAAAAUGAGCGAAGCAGAGCAUGACUCGCAUGGGAAAGCAAUGUUUGAACGAAGCAUAGUCGAAGCGGUUUUGAAUAAAGACGAAACCGUGGUUGUGAAUAAAAGUAGAAGCUGUGAAAAGAAAAACCUGUUGGACGGAUACACACUUUAUGAUAGUUGUAAGAAAAGCUCGAGAUCAUGGUCUAGUGACCACUCAAAGAAACUAGAUACGCUAUUGACGAAAUAUCCUAACGGAUGUCGUUUAGCGGAGUACUUAACAUGUCUUCAAACGUGUUUACAGUCAAUAUGUGAGAAUGUUAUUCUGUUGGACCGAAUGUGCUACGUUGAAACAGAAGCAACGAAAUCAGGGCUUGAAGUACGAAAACAAUUGCUUAAAUUAUCCAACGACGAACUUUCACCGCGGUGUUUCGUAUUUAUUAUCGAAAAAAUAAAAUGACUAGAUAAACCCAGUACAAGCAGUUUCAUU